Molecule: messenger RNA, 3622 nt
Organism: Mandrillus leucophaeus (drill)
Lineage: Eukaryota; Metazoa; Chordata; Mammalia; Primates; Cercopithecidae
Product: chromosome unknown open reading frame, human C19orf47
Exons: 9
Coding region: 14-1276 (420 amino acids)
Cellular component (GO): nucleus
Source: RefSeq, a predicted model, not a curated record
UCACGUGACGGUUAUGGCCGCACUCUCGCUGGUGGCGGCCUGGUGGGCUAGAGCGGCCGCGGGCUGGUCAGUUCAGCUUCCUGCGGCUCCAGGGAGCAGUGUCAGGGCCAGGGAGACGAUGGUCUCCGUGACUAUGGCCACUUCCGAGUGGAUCCAGUUCUUUAAGGAAGCCGGCAUUCCUCCAGGACCUGCUGUCAAUUAUGCCGUGAUGUUUGUAGAUAAUAGGAUUCAGAAGAGCAUGCUGCUGGAUCUCAAUAAGGAGAUCAUGAAUGAGCUGGGCGUGACCGUGGUGGGCGACAUCAUCGCCAUUCUCAAGCAUGCCAAAGUGGUGCACCGUCAGGACAUGUGCAAAGCUGCCACUGAGUCAGUGCCCUGCAGCCCCAGUCCCCUUGCAGGCGAGAUUCGCCGUGGCACUAGUGCUGCUUCCCGAAUGAUUACCAACAGCCUGAACCAUGACUCCCCACCCAGCACACCCCCCAGGCGCCCAGACACCAGCACCUCCAAGAUCUCGGUCACCGUGUCCAACAAGAUGGCAGCAAAGAGUGCCAAGGCCACUGCAGCCCUGGCCUGCCAGGAGGAGGAGAGCCUGGCUGUUCCUGCCAAGCGGCGCCGGGUCACUGCUGAGAUGGAGGGGAAGUACGUCAUCAACAUGCCCAAAGGCACCACACCCCGCACCCGUAAGAUCCUGGAGCAGCAGCAGGCUGCAAAAGGUCUCCACAGGACGUCUGUGUUUGACCGCCUCGGCGCCGAGACCAAGGCAGACACCACAACCGGGAGUAAACCCACAGGAGUCUUCAGCCGCCUGGGGGCCACCCCAGAAACGGACGAGGAUCUGGCUUGGGACAGCGACAAUGACAGCAGCAGCUCUGUCUUGCAGUAUGCCGGGGUCCUGAAGAAGCUAGGACGGGGCCCAGCCAAGGCCAGUCCCCAGCCAGCACUGACUGUCAAAGCCAAGGCCACGAGCUCAGCGACAACGGCCGCUGCCCCGACACUGCGGCGCCUGGCGCUUUCCUCACGGUCCGGGCUUGAGAGGAAGCCGGAGUCCUUGUCUAAAGUCAGCAUCAUCAAGAGACUGGGCGCAGCUACCCUUGUGCCCGAGGCCCAGGACAGCCAGGUCACCAGCACCAAGAGUAAGUCCUCAGCUGAAGUCAAGGUCACCAUUAAGAGGACUCUGGUGGGGCCCCGGGGGAGCAGCUCCAGCGAGGGCCUUGGUGCCCAGAUGGACCACGCAGGCACUGUGAGCGUGUUCAAAAGACUGGGCCGCAGGACCUUCUAGCCCACGUGUGGGCGGGGUGCAGGCAGCAGAGCCCGUGGGCAUCUGCCCUGGCCGCCCCAGGCUCCUGGCUUCAUCACGCCUCCCACCAGCUCCUGGAUGACACAGCUUGUCUCCCUCGGGCUCUAGAGCUAGGCCUGAGCAGUCGGGGGAUCACCCCAUUUCUCCUAGCCUGGGAUGGUCGUCGCAGCUGGCCUGGCCCGCUCCAGGACUCCCCUUCUCUCAUGUCCUCUUUGCUUUCUUCUCUGGCUGUGGCCUUGGCAGAACCUACUUUUCUACCUCUCCCAAGUGCCAGGGGGCCUCUUCCUCUCCUGUAUUCCCCUUCCUCCCCCGAGCACGGUCUGCUGCCUCAGACCCCAGCUUAUCAGCCCUCCCUGUCCCCCUCAACUGAGUGGGUGUCACCUGGAGGGCCUCCCUUCCCCUACUCCCCACUGACCUCCCUCACUCCUCUGCGCCUCUGCUGUGACUUCUCUCUCUCCCUGUCUUCACUCUGUUCAUUUCUCUUCUGUUUUCUGUCCCCGUGGCAAGGCCCGACUGUCCGCUGCGUCCUGCCCGACCCUCCUGUACCUCCGGCCUCCCAGCGGCCCCCUCGUCGGCGGUGGCGUCGAGCCUGUUGAGACUGUUAGCCACCCUCCACUCCCAGGCUGGAGGGACCUCUCCAGACCCUGGGCUGCGGCCGAGGCGCAUCCGUUUUCCUGCCCUGGGCGUCUUUGUCUCUGAAAGUCUAUGGCGGGUGGUGGGCAAGGGGCACUGAGAAGGGAGGCCAGUGCCUAGAGUGAAGACAGCUGCUGUUUUAAUAUAUUUUUGUGACUUUCAAAUCAUUUCCCCCCCUCCUUCAGGGUGAGUUGCAGGACUGUUUCACACUAUGCGCAGUGUGGGCUGGGGGUGCUGGCAAAGGGUUGGGCUGUGUCUCUAAAGGUCAGGCUUACUGCACACACGUGGCCCAUAUCCCUGCUGCAAGCCCUGAGUGGAGGGGAGUAAUGGCCACGGUCACCAUUCAGUUAGGCCGCCCCCACCCCCAAUAAGCCGUAGUGGUUCUUUGUUCACUCUGUCCCCUUCCCCCAUGAAUUUCACCUGCCUCUGCCACUCUGCCUGUUGGCAUCUUUCCAAAUGAUGGGCUCCGUUUGUGAGACCACAAAUUUCCACUGGUUUGGUCGCUCACCCCUCCCUGCUGCACAGCGCCCCUGAGCCAGGCCUGUCCUAGGAGCUGGUAGCAGGCAGUGAGCAGGGCCUCUCCAGGGAUGGGGUGUAGGUAAAGCGGUGGUGCUGGCCAAGGAAUCCGAGGAGUGGGAGAAAGUGGCCAGGGCCACUUCAGGGGUUGGGGACAGGAAGGCCUUUCAGAAGAGGUGACAUGGAGGCUGAGCUGGGAAUGUGACUUCGUGAAGUUCAGGAGGAGAGCUUUCAGGCAGACGGACAGCCAGGGGCAGAGGUGCUGAGGUGGGAAAACAAACAGGAAGAAGGCUGAUGGCUGUGAGUGAGGGCGGGUCCUGCGUCCAGCACGAGGCAGAGAUGGGUGGGCAGGAGCUAGGUGGCUGGGGACGUCGUGACCAAGGAGGAGGAAUGUGCACAGUGACCCAGGAGUGCUGGAUUGGGAGGAUUUGGAGCUGGGGUGUGCUGAGCUGAGUUUCAUUUAGGAUCAUUGCUCUGGCUUCUGUGAGGAGAAGGAACGGCUGGGAGGGCUGGGGCGGUUGCCUCUGCAGCGGUCCAGGCAGGAAGCCAGGGCGGCUGCGCGAGGGCGUGGUGGUGGGAGCAGGGAGGAGGGCUGCUUGGGCUGCUUAGGGUGUGCUUUGGAGGAAGAGCUGUGGGAUAUGCUGAUGUGUUGGAAGUUGGGGCCAGAGAAGAUGAGAAUCACAGGGCCCGCCUAGAUAUUAGACCCGAGCAUCUGGGGGAACAGCUGUUAACAGAGAAGGGGAGACAGGAGGAAGGAGCAGGUCAAGGAGGAGGCAGCUGUGUUCUGACCACAUUGUGCCUUUUAGGGUCCACACUGGGGCUCGGGGGGACACCUGGACUGGGGGUUCAUGGCUGCUGACAGUGUGCAGGGUACAGCUGGAAUCAAAGCCAAGGGUCUUGGUUGGGCGUAGUGGCUCAUGCUUGUCAUCCCAGGACUUUGGGAGGCCGAGGCAGGUGGAUCACGAGGUCAGGAGUUCGAGACCAGCCUGGCCAAGAUGGUGAAACCCCGUCUCUACUAAAAAUACAAAAAUUAACCGGGUGUGGUGGCAGAUUCCUGUAAUCCCAGCUACUCAGAAGGCUGAGGCAGGAGAAUCGCGUGAACCCGGGAGGCAGAGGUUGCAAUGAUUUGAGAUCGUGCCGCUGCACUCCAGCCUAGGCAACAAGAACGAGACUCCAUCU